This is a messenger RNA of Glycine soja, 1323 nucleotides long. RefSeq lists its product as uncharacterized. Bases 457 to 1245 code for a protein of 262 amino acids. The transcript is spliced from 2 exons. NCBI's taxonomy places the organism in Eukaryota, Viridiplantae, Streptophyta, Magnoliopsida, Fabales, Fabaceae. Gene Ontology annotation, molecular function: protein binding. The record is from RefSeq and is a predicted model, not a curated record.
CUUAUAUUCAAAGACCGAGGAAGUAUGUGUAUAAUGGAGGAGAAACUUUUUUCACGAAACACUUGAAAAUAAAAAGAUAUAUUGACAAAUAUAAACAAAAGGUGCAUAAAUAAAACAUUUUUUCUUUUUGUUAUAUCCUAGUAUUAAGUAAUUAUGGUCUUGGUGAUUUUUUAAAGUAAAUUGAAUACAAUCUACGUGAAACCAAAAAGAUGAUAUGUAAUCUCUUCAUGUAUCGGUUUUUAAUUUGUCAUCUGAUUAGAGUGGAAUAAAAAUUGGCGAUGAAUAAGGUAGAAAUGAGAGAGAAGGGAGCGGGAAUAGUGGUUGGUGUGUGUUUGACAUACCUGGCAGAAAUAGGAAACAGCAAAUUCAACCUCUGAUAUAUCCUCAACGAAUAGAAUCUGUCUCUGUCUCUGUCUCUGUCUCUGUCUCUGUCUCUGCGUGCAAUAAUAAAUAAGAAUGGGGGAUGAGUCGCCCAGAAAUAAAGUGAAGUUCCUCUGCAGCUACGGCGGGAAGGUCCUUCCACGACCCUCCGAUGGCCUCCUCAGGUAUGUCGGCGGCGAGACUCGUGUGGUUUCUGUGCCUCGUGACAUCACAUUUCCCGAGCUAAUGAAGAAGGUGAGUAGCAUGGUGGAGGGAGGCGGAGAGAUGGUCCUAAAAUACCAACUGGUUCCGGAAGAUCUGGACGCAUUGGUGUCGGUGAGAACAGAGGAAGACGUGAAGCACAUGAUGGAGGAGCACGAUCGGCACCACACUGGAGGCUUGCUCCGUGCGUUCUUGUUCCCCCCUUGCAAGCACAUAGGUCUGAUGGCGUGCGAAACGUAUCUGUUGGAGCAGCGUUACAUAGACGCCAUUAAUGGGAUCAUCCGAACAAGUUCCAGGAAGGGCUCUGCCUGUUCUUCCCCAAAAUCAAACUCCCCCGAUGCCACGGAUCAGCACUCUCCUCGCUUUUCGAUUUCCAGAGUGCAAAGCUCUCCGAACCUCAGUGGCCUCGAUCAUCAUCAUCAACAUCAUCAUCAUCAUCAAAACCCUAAUUUUCAUUUGUCCAAACCGCCGCAAGAUCCUCAAAUGGGAAUGAGGCUUGGUGGAGGAAGGGCUCCCACUCCCGCUUUUAACCAUCAUUACUCCAGGCAACCACCCUACAGAGCUUAUGCCUACUAUGAUGACUCUGCAGCAGCCUCCUAUGCCCAUGAUAAUAGAAUUCAUACUGUGUCCAGGAGUCCUAGAACAAAAUCUAUUUGGGAAUGAAUAGAAUGUAAAUGUAAAUGCUCUCUCUUAUUCAUAUACCAUUCUAAACUCUGCUUUCUUUUCUUCCCUUCUAGCAAA